Cottoperca gobio is the source of this 1415-nucleotide messenger RNA. Its product is annotated as extracellular serine/threonine protein kinase FAM20C-like. Lineage: Eukaryota; Metazoa; Chordata; Actinopteri; Perciformes; Bovichtidae. Gene Ontology annotation, molecular function: phosphotransferase activity, alcohol group as acceptor. The coding region runs from base 1 to 1023 and encodes 340 amino acids. Gene Ontology annotation, cellular component: Golgi apparatus. Gene Ontology annotation, biological process: enamel mineralization; protein phosphorylation. The transcript is spliced from 9 exons. The record is from RefSeq and is a predicted model, not a curated record.
AUGGGGAGAAAAGAGAAAGAAACAUUGCAGAAGUCUGGGGGGACGCAGCUGAAGCUGGUGAUGACAUUUCCAAACUACGGACAGGCCAUUUUAAAACCCAUGAAGCAGGAGAGGGAUGAAGAAACCAACAACAACCUCUAUUACUUCUCAGACUUUGAGAGACACAAUGCAGAAAUCGCAGCGUUUCACCUGGACAGGAUUUUGGGUUACCGGAGAAUCCCACCAGUUGUGGGGAGGCUGGUGGAUGUCGUCCAGGACAUCAAAGACGUCACUACGGACCACAAGCUGGCCCAAACCUUUUUUACCUCCCCAGUGGGUAAUGUGUGUUUCUACGGCCAGUGCUCCUACUACUGCUCCACAGAGCACGCUGUGUGUGGCCGCCCCAGAGAGCUGGAGGCCUCGUUGGCUGUCAUGCUGCCGGACCUCUCCUUGGCGGCCCGCAGAACCUGGAGAUCCCCCUGGAGACGCUCCUACAGCCGCACCAAGCUGGCAAAGUGGGAGUCAGAACCCGACUACUGCUCCACGGUGACACAGAACCCGCCGUACAACAAAGGCACCAGACUGGUGGACUUCAUAGAUCUGGUCAUACUGGACUUCCUGAUGAGUAACAUGGACCGGCACCAUUAUGAAACAUUUGAGAAGUUUGGCAACAAUACUGUCCUAGUACACCUUGACAACGGGAGGGCAUUUGGGCGUCACUCCAAAGAUGAGCCGUCCAUCCUGGCUCCUCUGAAGCAGUGCUGCAGAAUCCGUCGCUCCACCUGGCUCCGCCUGCGUCUUCUGUCUCAGCCACGGUACCGCCUCAGCGCCGUCAUGCGGGCCUCGCUCUCCCAGGAUCCUCUUCACAGGGUGGCUCCUCUGCUGGCGGAGCCCCACCUCGCUGCUCUCGACCGCCGCUUGAAAGCUGUGCUGGAGACAGUAAGUUGGUGCCAAAAGAGACAGAAGAGGGAAGAUGGCCGUGAGGAUGAGGUCAUCUACGAUGACAUGGCGUACCUGAAAGACACGGUGACUCCUGCAGGGUAGAGCAGCCUGUACCUGCUCAGAUUAAGUUUAAGAACCUGAAACACUGAAAAUAUAUUUGAGAAAUGUUGGAUUCUACAGUUUGAGUCUCAGAAACGUAACGUCUCAUGCAGCAUGUUGUUAGUUUAAAGAGUUACGUUCAUACGUAUGAUGAGAACUAUCAGUCAGAUAUUUAAUACAAGACAUUUCCCAGGAAGUAUUUUGAUCAUUAUCAAGUUUUGCAAAAAUGUUUAAAGAUUUUGUCGUUUAUUUCGUCAUUUACCUGAAAUGUUGGUGUUUUCAAAUGUGACGACAACUAAACUAUUGUUUUGCACGUUUGAGAUGCAGGUUAGUUUUGUAUUUUAAAUGUUUUCACCUGAACUCACCUGUUUCUGAUCUUUCAGUAAAAUCCACAU